This is a messenger RNA of Paraglomus occultum, 885 nucleotides long. Lineage: Eukaryota; Fungi; Glomeromycota; Glomeromycetes; Paraglomerales; Paraglomeraceae. The record is from the annotation of a GenBank genome assembly.
CGUAUCCUCCACUUUGAACUGGGAUGGACUAUUAUUCCUUGGAACGACGUUCUCGAAGCGUUAAAUCAUCAUUCUAAUACUUUGCAAUCGAUAAUACUCAAGUCCGUAAUAUUUCGUUGGUGGAGGAAUGACUUUGCUCUUGCAAGUUGCCCCAAUCUUGAAAAGAUUCAUAUAACUUGUUGCGGUUCGGUGACUGACGAGAAUUUCCAACCACUUACGACUGCACUAUUUCCCAAAUUAAAGGAAUUGGUUUUCACUCGAACAAAUGUACCGUUUGCGAUAAUUGAAGCGUUACUUGUUAAUUGCGGCAGAACAUUACAGAGGUUGGACUUUGGGAGCUCUUUAAAUUUUGAUUUACUUUUAGUUAGGACAAUUGCCGAAUGUCAUGAAAUUAGAGACUUCACUUGGUAUCCUUCUUGCAAUGUUGAUUUAUUUAAACAAUUUCUUGGACAGCAGAGACAAUUAAAAACUAUUAGAGUAACCGACCGGGGGGCAUGGGAUUCAUCUCCGUUAUUAGAUUGCACCUACACCCGUAGGCUAAAUAAAUCAAUGAAUGUUUGGUUGACGCGUGCUAGUCAAGUAUCUCAAAAUGCGCUCGAGUCAAAAAAUUUGGCAAAACUAAUAAGAUCUCAGCAUCGGUUGGCAUGCUUUCGACUGUGGGGGGUGGAUAUCCCGCAUGAGGCGCAGAUGGCUAUUUGCGCGCUUUCAUCUCAAUAUCAAACUCUAAAACAGAUAGAGAUAAGUGGCUAUUCGUUUAUAAAUCCUGAGCCAUUUGCAAGCAUGGCCGCGUGCGUCAAUUUAGAAUCGCUCAAGCUAAACUUGUGUAAAGUUGAUAAGAUUGCAGAACCACCGCUAGUUGAGUCAAAUCUCCCUUGUCUAAAGCAC